AUGCAAGCGCUGGGACAACAGUCUCGAGUGGCGCGGAAAGUCCGUGCGUACUUGACGAAAACAAAGCUUGGUCUGCUGUUUGGGUGCCGCCGCCGUGCCCACAUCCAGACAGAGCAUGGUGAGGCAUUGCAUGCUGUUCAUUGUACGGCACGCAAGCAGCUGCUGAUAUGGCUGCGCGACAAAUGGGCUGCGCAGCGAAUGGCCACUCGGAAUGAGCACGGACACGCCAAGCGGCAGCGGUGGAGAGCUUCAUUUGCACAAGCCGACAGGCCGCAGAUUUUGCGCGACAUGUUGCCGCAAAUUCCUGUGAAGUUUGCACGUGCUGCACGUGACCUACUGGCAGGGUGGCAUGUCGAAGAGCCGAUUGUCAACGAGCCAUCGCCGCAAGCAUACAAGGGCACUGGUACUAUGUUCCGAUACAGUGGCUCCUUUAGCAUGAUUGAGCAUCAACCUUCCUUGGACCUGCUUGCGGCAGGACCAUCUGUCGACAUUGAUCUGCUCAGUGCCGGCCUACGAAACGCACCGCAGGUGCUUGCCAUUUGGGAUGACUUUCAAAGUUGGAUGACCGAGCUCGGCAACAAGUACCGCUUUGAACGGGUCAGCACCGCCCUGGAGCUCCACACAGAGGUGACGCUGCAACGCAGAGUGCCUUCCAUUCACUUGCACAUGAUGUUUGACACCCGCGACUCGGCAGCAAUGCGGGCUCUAGCACCGUACCUUCCUGGCCCAUGCACCCGCAUGUUGCGGCCAGGGCGACAAGUGCAUCUGUCUGGACAAAGUUUGGCAUUUCGUGGGUGCAAGCCGCACAUCUCCUUGGAUUCCUCGCAGGCUCGUGGGCGGUCAGUCCGUCGUGCACUGGAUCAAGGGCACUUUUAUCUCCAAGUGGAGAAGAAAGGGUCCAUUUUUCGCCAGACCACUUGCCCAGCAUACCAGACUUUCACAGUGAGCCCCGACUGGGUGACUGGACUUUGGCAGGGGGAUAAGAUUAACAAGGAGUGUGCCGAGCAGCACUACGUCCAGUGCAAGCGCAACAUUCGUGCUUACUGUGAGAACCUGAAGUACCAUGGCCAGAAACAACGGGAGCUGUACAUUCAGCAGCAGCAGGCUGCUGCAGCAGAGCUCUUGCGCCCACUGCAGAAAGAGCCAGUGGAACUACCAGAAGUGACGCAGCUGUUCUUGCCACAGUUCACGCGGCCUAUGCAUCGCCGAAAAUUCUUGGUGCUGAAUGGCCCAACGCGCCUGGGGAAGACUGUCUAUGCACGGUCUCUCUUUGGCGCAGAUCACACGUAUGAAACCAAUUGUUCCGGGGUGUUGGAGCCCGACAUGAGGGAAUAUGAUGUGCUACGGCACCGGUGUGUGGUGUUUGAUGAAGCUAGUGUCCAUCUUGUCUUGAAGCACAAAAAAUUGUUUCAGGCGCCGCCUGCCGAAAUUUCACUUGGGCACUCGGCGACAGGCAUGUAUGUUUAUCGCAUCUGGGUUUGGAAUGUCGCUCUCAUUGUCACAUCCAAUGUCUGGACCACCGAACUGGAGCAGCUCGCUGCAGAAGAUCGGGAAUGGCUAGAAGGGAAUGCGAGUCUCCAUAUUGUCUGCCUGUGUGACACACGGCUUGCCGGCGUCCCUGUGCAUGCCAUGAUGCCGGAUGCAGCUGCAGCUGAAGUAGUCCGAUUACAGCAAGCUUUAGUGGCUAACCGGAACGAGUUGAAAGGCGCUUACCAGCAGGCCAGACGGCAGCAAAAGAGAGUGCAAUGUUGUGGCCUGGGGCCUGCAGCUCGCCGAACGACCCUAGCUGUGUAUGUGCUGUCCAACUACAACAUAGCUCUCGCUGUCCGCGUGGCUUGCAGGUUAUCCACGUACAAGCGCCCUGAGGAUGCUGGGUUCCCAACAGCUGCAGCCCUAGAAGAGCUUUUUUUGGAAUCCCCGCCAACAGACUGGCUGGAAUUCGGCGAGCUAGCAGCGCAGAGGGCACACGCCUUUUUGGCAGAGGCCGCAACUUCGGAUUGGGUGCGUGAUUGCAAUGUCUUGCAUGGUGUGGCCCCUUCCUCGAUGGACGUCUUCUUGCACUGGGAGCAUGCCUUUAUCGGCCAUCAGCUCGACGUGGGUGUCCCUCCGCGACGCUACGUGAACAAGUGGGCGCAGAAGUGGCGUGCGCGUUGGGGUGUCCGCCGCAAAGUGUUGAAACAGGUGGUGCACAAGGAGGUCAUGCAAGCGGCAAAGAGGCAGAAGGUGCAGCUGGUUUACAUACCGGCGCAAUGCACUGAUGUGCUGCAGCCGCUGGACAUUUGUGCAUUUGCUGGCUUCAAAGCCUUUUUGCGUGCAAGGAGUCUCCAUAUUGUCUGCCUGUGUGACACACGGCUUGCCGGCGUCCCUGUGCAUGCCAUGAUGCCGGAUGCAGCUGCAGCUGAAGUAGUCCGAUUACAGCAAGCUUUAGUGGCUAACCGGAACGAGUUGAAAGGCGCUUACCAGCAGGCCAGACGGCAGCAAAAGAGAGUGCAAUGUUGUGGCCUGGGGCCUGCAGCUCGCCGAACGACCCUAGCUGUGUAUGUGCUGUCCAACUACAACAUAGCUCUCGCUGUCCGCGUGGCUUGCAGGUUAUCCACGUACAAGCGCCCUGAGGAUGCUGGGUUCCCAACAGCUGCAGCCCUAGAAGAGCUUUUUUUGGAAUCCCCGCCAACAGACUGGCUGGAAUUCGGCGAGCUAGCAGCGCAGAGGGCACACGCCUUUUUGGCAGAGGCCGCAACUUCGGAUUGGGUGCGUGAUUGCAAUGUCUUGCAUGGUGUGGCCCCUUCCUCGAUGGACGUCUUCUUGCACUGGGAGCAUGCCUUUAUCGGCCAUCAGCUCGACGUGGGUGUCCCUCCGGGACGCUACGUGAACAAGUGGGCGCAGAAGUGGCGUGCGCGUUGGGGUGUCCGCCGCAAAGUGUUGAAACAGGUGGUGCACAAGGUCAAUGCUUUUUGGCGGCAUCUGCGCUAUCUAUACCAGAAGUUUGCCGACCGAGACAUUCUCAUGUUGAAUGUUGAUGAGACGAGCAUAGGGUAUACCAUGAAGCCGCGGCUUGGCAAUGUGGUGGCUCCUGCGGUCGCGAAAGUGUCGAGUCUCCAUAUUGUCUGCCUGUGUGACACACGGCUUGCCGGCGUCCCUGUGCAUGCCAUGAUGCCGGAUGCAGCUGCAGCUGAAGUAGUCCGAUUACAGCAAGCUUUAGUGGCUAACCGGAACGAGUUGAAAGGCGCUUACCAGCAGGCCAGACGGCAGCAAAAGAGAGUGCAAUGUUGUGGCCUGGGGCCUGCAGCUCGCCGAACGACCCUAGCUGUGUAUGUGCUGUCCAACUACAACAUAGCUCUCGCUGUCCGCGUGGCUUGCAGGUUAUCCACGUACAAGCGCCCUGAGGAUGCUGGGUUCCCAACAGCUGCAGCCCUAGAAGAGCUUUUUUUGGAAUCCCCGCCAACAGACUGGCUGGAAUUCGGCGAGCUAGCAGCGCAGAGGGCACACGCCUUUUUGGCAGAGGCCGCAACUUCGGAUUGGGUGCGUGAUUGCAAUGUCUUGCAUGGUGUGGCCCCUUCCUCGAUGGACGUCUUCUUGCACUGGGAGCAUGCCUUUAUCGGCCAUCAGCUCGACGUGGGUGUCCCUCCGCGACGCUACGUGAACAAGUGGGCGCAGAAGUGGCGUGCGCGUUGGGGUGUCCGCCGCAAAGUGUUGCAACAGGUGGUGCACAAGGUCAAUGCUUUUUGGCGGCAUCUGCGCUAUCUAUACCAGAAGUUUGCCGACCGAGACAUUCUCAUCUUGAAUGUUGAUGAGACGAGCGUAGGGUAUACCAUGAAGCCGCGGCUUGGCAAUGUGGUGGCUCCUGCGGUCGCGAAAGUGUCGAAGCAGGAUCGGAGAGCCAUGUCGUCAGAAGCAGCACCUGCUGAUGUUGCGGCCGUUGCGCCGCCGGCAGACCGUUUGGCAGAUUUGAAAGCAGCGCGACAGGCACUGAAGCGGCAGUUGGCGCAAGCAACCCGAGAGGUGAAGAGCCAGGAGAAAAAACGCCGUCGCAUCAUGCAGCAAGCUGGGAAACUGAGCACGGCAGAUUUGUCGUGGCUGUUGGCGGUCAAGGUUGCCAAUGGUCGUUUUUCAGCCAUGCAAGCGCUGGGACAACAGUCUCGAGUGGCGCGGAAAGUCCGUGCGUACUUGACGAAAACAAAGCUGCUGAACGGCCCCCCUGACCGGGAGGCACGCAAGCAGCUGCUGAUAUGGCUGCGCGACAAAUGGGCUGCGCAGCGAAUGGCCGCUCGGAAUGAGCACGGACACGCCAAGCGGCAGCGGUGGAGAGCUUCAUUUGCACAAGCCGACAGGCCGCAGAUUUUGCGCGACAUGUUGCCGCAAAUUCCUGUGAAGUUUGCACGUGCUGCACGUGACCUACUGGCAGGGUGGCAUGUCGAAGAGCCGAUUGUCAACGAGCCAUCGCCGCAAGCAUACAAGGGCACUGGUACUAUGUUCCGAUACAGUGGCUCCUUUAGCAUGAUUGAGCAUCAACCUUCCUUGGACCUGCUUGCGGCAGGACCAUCUGUCGACAUUGAUCUGCUCAGUGCCGGCCUACGACGAAACGCACCGCAGGUGCUUGCCAUUUGGGAUGACUUUCAAAGUUGGAUGACCGAGCUCGGCAACAAGUACCGCUUUGAACGGGUCAGCACCGCCCUGGAGCUCCACACAGAGGUGACGCUGCAACGCAGAGUGCCUUCCAUUCACUUGCACAUGAUGUUUGACACCCGCGACUCGGCAGCAAUGCGGGCUCUAGCACCGUACCUUCCUGGCCCAUGCACCCGCAUGCUGCGGCCAGGGCGACAAGUGCAUCUGUCUGGACAAAGUUUGGCAUUUCGUGGGUGCAAGCCGCACAUCUCCUUGGAUUCCUCGCAGGCUCGUGGGCGGUCAGUCCGUCGUGCACUGGAUCAAGGGCACUUUUAUCUCCAAGUGGAGAAGAAAGGGUCCAUUUUUCGCCAGACCACUUGCCAGACUUUCACAGUGAGCCCCGACUGGGUGACUGGACUUUGGCAGGGGGAUAAGAUUAACAAGGAGUGUGCCGAGCAGCACUACGUCCAAUGCAAGCGCAACAUUCGUGCUUACUGUGAGAACCUGAAGUACCAUGGCCAGAAACAACGGGAGCUGUACAUUCAGCAGCAGCAGGCUGCUGCAGCAGAGCUCUUGCGCCCACUGCAGAAAGAGCCAGUGGAACUACCAGAAGUGACGCAGCUGUUCUUGCCACAGUUCACGCGGCCUAUGCAUCGCCGAAAAUUCUUGGUGCUGAAUGGCCCAACGCGCCUGGGGAAGACUGUCUAUGCACGGUCUCUCUUUGGCGCAGAUCACACGUAUGAAACCAAUUGUUCCGGGGUGUUGGAGCCCGACAUGAGGGAAUAUGAUGUGCUACGGCACCGGUGUGUGGUGUUUGAUGAAGCUAGUGUCCAUCUUGUCUUGAAGCACAAAAAAUUGUUUCAGGCGCCGCCUGCCGAAAUUUCACUUGGGCACUCGGCGACAGGCAUGUAUGUUUAUCGCAUCUGGGUUUGGAAUGUCGCUCUCAUUGUCACAUCCAAUGUCUGGACCACCGAACUGGAGCAGCUCGCUGCAGAAGAUCGGGAAUGGCUAGAAGGGAAUGCGAGUCUCCAUAUUGUCUGCCUGUGUGACACACGGCUUGCCGGCGUCCCUGUGCAUGCCAUGAUGCCAGAUGCAGCUGCAGCUGAAGUAGUCCGAUUACAGCAAGCUUUAGUGGCUAACCGGAACGAGUUGAAAGGCGCUUACCAGCAGGCCAGACGGCAGCAAAAGAGAGUGCAAUGUUGUGGCCUGGGGCCUGCAGCUCGCCGAACGACCCUAGCUGUGUAUGUGCUGUCCAACUACAACAUAGCUCUCGCUGUCCGCGUGGCUUGCAGGUUAUCCACGUACAAGCGCCCUGAGGAUGCUGGGUUCCCAACAGCUGCAGCCCUAGAAGAGCUUUUUUUGGAAUCCCCGCCAACAGACUGGCUGGAAUUCGGCGAGCUAGCAGCGCAGAGGGCACACGCCUUUUUGGCAGAGGCCGCAACUUCGGAUUGGGUGCGUGAUUGCAAUGUCUUGCAUGGUGUGGCCCCUUCCUCGAUGGACGUCUUCUUGCACUGGGAGCAUGCCUUUAUCGGCCAUCAGCUCGACGUGGGUGUCCCUCCGCGACGCUACGUGAACAAGUGGGCGCAGAAGUGGCGUGCGCGUUGGGGUGUCCGCCGCAAAGUGUUGAAACAGGUGGUGCACAAGGUCAAUGCUUUUUGGCGGCAUCUGCGCUAUCUAUACCAGAAGUUUGCCGACCGAGACAUUCUCAUGUUGAAUGUUGAUGAGACGAGCGUAGGGUAUACCAUGAAGCCGCGGCUUGGCAAUGUGGUGGCUCCUGCGGUCGCGAAAGUGUCGAGUCUCCAUAUUGUCUGCCUGUGUGACACACGGCUUGCCGGCGUCCCUGUGCAUGCCAUGAUGCCGGAUGCCUCUGCAGCUGAAGUAGUCCGAUUACAGCAAGCUUUAGUGGCUAACCGGAACGAGUUGAAAGGCGCUUACCAGCAGGCCAGACGGCAGCAAAAGAGAGUGCAAUGUUGUGGCCUGGGGCCUGCAGCUCGCCGAACGACCCUAGCUGUGUAUGUGCUGUCCAACUACAACAUAGCUCUCGCUGUCCGCGUGGCUUGCAGGUUAUCCACGUACAAGCGCCCUGAGGAUGCUGGGUUCCCAACAGCUGCAGCCCUAGAAGAGCUUUUUUUGGAAUCCCCGCCAACAGACUGGCUGGAAUUCGGCGAGCUAGCAGCGCAGAGGGCACACGCCUUUUUGGCAGAGGCCGCAACUUCGGAUUGGGUGCGUGAUUGCAAUGUCUUGCAUGGUGUGGCCCCUUCCUCGAUGGACGUCUUCUUGCACUGGGAGCAUGCCUUUAUCGGCCAUCAGCUCGACGUGGGUGUCCCUCCGCGACGCUACGUGAACAAGUGGGCGCAGAAGUGGCGUGCGCGUUGGGGUGUCCGCCGCAAAGUGUUGAAACAGGUGGUGCACAAGGUCAAUGCUUUUUGGCGGCAUCUGCGCUAUCUAUACCAGAAGUUUGCCGACCGAGACAUUCUCAUGUUGAAUGUUGAUGAGACGAGCGUAGGGUAUACCAUGAAGCCGCGGCUUGGCAAUGUGGUGGCUCCUGCGGUCGCGAAAGUGUCGAAGCAGGAUCGGAGAGGAGCUUGGACAUACCUCAGCCUCAUUUGCAAUUCUACAGAUGUCCAAGGGAAGUUACCACAUUACCUGAUAGGUUCCAAGACGAGGCUGACGCGCAAGUUGCUGCGGGCACAGAAAGCCUUGCCACCAACCCGAUUGAAGAUCAUUGCGCAAAAGUCUGCAUGGACUUCUGCUGCGAACAUGGUGCAACUCUUGCGAGACAUUGGUGAGGUGCUGAAGCUGUAUCCAGGCAAACAAGGUAUCUUGUUGCUGGACUGUGCGCCUAGCCACUUGCCAAAGGAGGUCAUGCAAGCGGCAAAGAGGCAGAAGGUGCAGCUGGUUUACAUACCGGCGCAAUGCACUGAUGUGCUGCAGCCGCUGGACAUUUGUGCAUUUGCUGGCUUCAAAGCCUUUUUGCGGGCAAGGCACGAAGGUCUGAAAGCAACUUCCCAGCAUGGUUUGGUGAAUCCCCUGGCAUGGAUUUGGGAGCUGAUGCAAUGCCCGCGUGAAUUUUUCGCGCAGAAGGCAUGGCGCAGUAGCUUCGCAGCGGUCGGAUGCACCAAUCCGCCUGAUCCGCAAGUACUCCAUCGGGAGCUGCGGGAGUUAAUGGAUUUUCCGGUGAGUUUCCCCGAAGGGGUCAAACCAACCCGAGAGGAAGUGCAAUGUUUGUGGCCAGAGCGACGCCGUAUGGUGUAUGCUUACAAAGCCUUGUUUUGA
Molecule: messenger RNA, 7878 nt
Organism: Cladocopium goreaui
Lineage: Eukaryota; Dinophyceae; Suessiales; Symbiodiniaceae
Source: the annotation of a GenBank genome assembly